This is a messenger RNA of Orbicella faveolata, 678 nucleotides long. The record is from the annotation of a RefSeq genome assembly. Lineage: Eukaryota; Metazoa; Cnidaria; Anthozoa; Scleractinia; Merulinidae.
AUGAGCGGCUCUUCUUAUUUUGAACAGUUUAAUGUUGUGUGGCUAUUUGGUUUGACAAACUCUGCUAUAAUGAUGUCUCUUGUCAUUUUUGUGGUUUUGUUGUUUUUAAAAGGAAUUGAUUUGAUUCCUAAAAGAUGGCAAUCUUUUUUUGAAUUAGUGUGCUUUCAUUUUUAUUCUGUGGCAAAAGAGAACUUAGGUGUUGAGGGUUUAAAAUUUUUUCCUUUUAUUCUUUCUCUCUUUUUUUUUUUAGUCUUUUUAAACAUCUUUGGUUUAUGUCCUUAUGUCUUUACCCCAACAACUCAUAUUAUUGUAACUCUUGGGUUUUCUUUUUCGAUUAUUAUCGGGAUUACUCUCUCUGGGCUUUUAAGGUUUAAAAAAGAUUUUUUUAGUAUUUUAAUGCCUAGUGGGGCCCCUUUAGUUUUAGCUCCUCUUUUGGUCUUAAUAGAAACGGUUAGUUAUUUUUCUCGGGCUAUUUCUUUGGGGGUUCGUUUGGCCGCAAAUCUUUCUGCUGGACAUCUUUUGUUUGCUAUCUUAGCCGGUUUUGGUGUUAUUUUUAAAUCGGCAAUUGUAAUAAUGGUUUUUAUUACAUUAUUAGAAAUUGCUGUUGCGAUUAUUCAAGCUUAUGUUUUUUGUUUAUUGACAACUAUUUAUUUGGCGGACACACUUGUUUUACAUUAA